Molecule: messenger RNA, 1656 nt
Organism: Emericellopsis cladophorae
Lineage: Eukaryota; Fungi; Ascomycota; Sordariomycetes; Hypocreales; Bionectriaceae
Exons: 1
Coding region: 1-1656 (551 amino acids)
Biological process (GO): transmembrane transport
Molecular function (GO): transmembrane transporter activity
Source: RefSeq, a predicted model, not a curated record
AUGACAGGGCCUGAGCAUGAUCACGACCAUGUGCCAGGGACAGUCUGUCUUGUCGACGUUGGCGGCCACGUAUCAUCCAGUGUUCACGACGCCUCCCACAAAGACAUUGUCCUGGUCCCUCGCCCGAGCACGGACCCCAAUGACCCGUUGAACUGGACGUACCGCCGCAAGCUCCUCGCCGUCAGCAUGGCGUACCUUUACGUCCUGGGCACUGGCAUCGCGACAUCACUCCAGUACUCUGUGCUCGCGGACAUCACAGCGGAUACUGGUAUCUCGACGGCCAACCUGGUACAGGGCACUGGCCUCAUGUUCCUGUUCUUUGGCUGGGCGUGUCUGGUCUGGCAGCCAGUUGCCCUCACAUACGGACGUCGCGGUAUAUAUCUCAUCACCAUGCUUCUCACAGUGCCGAUGAUGGUAUGGACCGCAUACUCCUCCUCUGCCGGCGAGUGGUUCGCCCACCGCGUGUUGAUCGGCAUCAUCGUCUCGCCAAUCGAGUCCCUGUGCGAGGUGACCGUCUUUGAUCUCUUCUUUGCCCACAACCGCGGGACGUACAUGGGACUGUACGUCUUCAUCUUGUUUGGGUCCAACUUCCUCGCACCGCUUGUGGCCGGAUGGUUCAAUGAUGCCUACGGCUGGCGAUGGACUAUGCAUUUCGGAGCCAUUGUCUGCGCCGUGUGCUUUGUGGUCAUGUUCUUCUUCAUGGAGGAGACGAUUUACUUUCGCGACAGCUCCAUCGAGGGCGAGAACCCAGGUGCUGGUGUUUCCGCGCGUCAGAGCGUGGUGGGAAAUGAUGACAAGACAACUUCAGAUAAGGAAGCCCCGACGACAGCAACUGGAGCAACUUCAUCCACGCGCUCCGUCACCGCGUAUCGAAAUAUCAACGCAGGAUGGAGCAGCUAUGGACUUUUCAAAGUCCUGCCGGGGCGACCUACCAACCUCGACAUGCUGCGAAUGACCUACCGACCCAUCCUCAUGAUCUUUCGAUUCCCCACCGUCGCGUGGGCCGGGUUUCUCUACGGCAUCAACCUGGCAUGGUACAACGUUCUGAACGGGACUGCGAGCCCUGUUCUGAGCGGAGCGCCCUACAACUGGUCGGCGGCCCAGGUCGGCUGCGUCUACGCCGGUCCCAUUAUCGGCGCCGCCAUCGCGUCGCUCUGGUCUGGCAACGCGGCCGACUGGAUCGCGCUGCAGCUCGCGCGGAGAAACAUGGGCAUUCGCGAGCCAGAGCAACGUCUCUGGGUCCUCGCCGUAUCCGGUGUGGUGUCCGCCGCUGGCCUCAUCACUUGGGGUGUCGGGGCCUACCAUCAAGUGCACUGGGUCGGCCUUGUCUUUGGGCUGGGAAUGCUGACAUUUGGCUGCGUGGCAGGUGGUUCGAUCGCGGUGAGCUACAACGUCGACUGCUUCAAGGAGAUUGCGGGAGAGACGACCGUGUCCGUCAUGCUGAUCCGUAACACGAUCGGAUUUGGAUUCAGCUACGCCAUCACGCCGUGGUGGACGACGCAGGGGCUGCAGAACUGCUUCAUAACGGCCGCGAUGAUCUCGCUGGCUUGCACAUGCUCGUUCCUCGUCGUGAUUGUGUACGGCAAGCGAAUCCGGCGAUGGUCUACUGGCGCCUACCAGGAGUAUAUGGCGACGGCGGUGAUUGCGCAGGAGUAG